AUUCGAAAUGGCACUUAUCCUGCAAGCCAUACAGCUACAGCCUACGAGUCGAUCUGCAACUAACUACGAGAAACAGAGAGGCUGCCAUACACACGAGCAUCACUAUAUACCCGAUGGCUUCCCGGCAAGUGCUGCUCCUUGCUGCCGCUGCCAUUGCCGCCGCCUUCCUCCUAGCCCCGGCCUCCGCCGAGGUCUUCACUGUCGGGGACGCCGCCAGCUGGACUCUCAAAUACCCUGCCACCUGGACUGAGGGAAAAACCUUCGUCGUCGGCGACAGCUUAAUGUUCAUGUACCCCUCCGACAAGCACAACGUGAUGGAAGUGACGGGCGCGGACUUCAAGGCCUGCAACAUGACGGGGAACGCGCUUGGCACCUGGAACUCCGGCAGCGACGCCGUGCCGCUGGAUAAGGUCGGGAGGAGGUGGUUCAUCUGCGGCGUGGGCAACCACUGCACCCAGGGCAUGAAGCUCCUUGUCGUCACCGCCAACUCCGCCGCACAGGCCCCGGCUGCCCCACCAUCCUCUUCGGCCUCUUUUGUUGACGGAGUGGUUUCACAGGCAAUGGCGGCGGCCAGCGCCGUGGCCGCAGCCAUGCUCAUGCUCUGAGUGAUCGUUGUUGACAGCUGAGAUACGGUCGUCUACAUGUUCGUGUCGUGUGAUCGAUGACCGGUGACCGGCCUCUGCAUGCGCCUUCUGUUUCUGGAGUUUCAUUGUUAUGUUAUCAUCACUCGUAAUUGUUUGAGGCUUUGAGCUGGCUAGACUGGCAAACAAAUAGUGUUCUUUGAAUUAAUCUGUACCGCAACAGGCAAUUUUUUCAAUUCUAUUCGAUUGAAACAUACAUUGUUCGGCUACCUCACUUGUGGUUGUGUGCGGCAUAUGGGAUGCAGAGGCCG
Messenger RNA from Lolium perenne, 892 nucleotides. RefSeq names its product mavicyanin. Gene Ontology annotation, cellular component: plasma membrane. Lineage: Eukaryota; Viridiplantae; Streptophyta; Magnoliopsida; Poales; Poaceae. The record is from RefSeq and is a predicted model, not a curated record. Gene Ontology annotation, molecular function: electron transfer activity.